Molecule: messenger RNA, 3281 nt
Organism: Corvus hawaiiensis (hawaiian crow)
Lineage: Eukaryota; Metazoa; Chordata; Aves; Passeriformes; Corvidae
Gene: NEK6
Product: NIMA related kinase 6
Exons: 10
Coding region: 141-1085 (314 amino acids)
Biological process (GO): protein phosphorylation
Molecular function (GO): ATP binding; protein kinase activity
Source: RefSeq, a predicted model, not a curated record
GGGUGCGCGCGCGGCGAAGUUCCGUGCGGGACGCGGCGCCGCUCGCUCGGUCCUGCGGGGCUCCCGCGGCCCCCGCGCCGGCACCGCCGCGCCUCCGCCGUGCCGCAGCAGAAGCGAGAGACAGAGUUUGGUAUGAUACCAUGGAAGGGCAGCACAACCAUCCUCAUCAUCUAGGGGACCAGAACAACCCUCUGUGCAAGCUGCCAGGGCAGGAAUUCCAGCAUGAUCCUCAGAGACAUUUAACGUCGUACCCGUAUCGCUGCACCUUGGCAGAUUUUCAGAUCGAGAAAAAGAUCGGACGAGGCCAAUUCAGCGAAGUUUACAGAGCAACUUGUCUCCUGGACAGGAAACCUGUGGCACUGAAGAAAGUCCAGAUUUUUGAAAUGAUGGAUGCUAAGGCAAGGCAAGACUGCAUUAAAGAAAUUGACCUCUUGAAGCAGCUGAACCACCCCAAUAUAAUUAAGUAUUUGGAUUCUUUUAUUGAAGACAACGAACUCAACAUUGUGCUGGAGCUGGCUGAUGCUGGGGAUCUCUCCCAGAUGAUUAAGUAUUUUAAAAAGCAGAAACGGUUAAUCCCAGAAAGGACGGUGUGGAAAUAUUUUGUGCAGUUAUGCAGUGCAGUGGAACACAUGCACUCCCGCAGGGUGAUGCACAGAGACAUAAAACCAGCCAACGUGUUUAUAACAGCCACAGGGGUGGUGAAGCUGGGAGAUCUUGGAUUAGGCCGGUUUUUUAGUUCUAAAACCACCGCAGCACAUUCCUUAGUGGGAACUCCCUACUAUAUGUCCCCAGAGCGAAUACAUGAGAACGGCUAUAACUUUAAGUCUGAUAUCUGGUCUUUGGGCUGUUUAUUGUAUGAGAUGGCAGCUCUGCAAAGUCCCUUCUAUGGAGAUAAAAUGAACCUGUUUUCUCUUUGCCAAAAAAUAGAGCAAUGUGACUAUCCACCUCUUCCAGCUGAACAUUAUUCUGAAAAGCUGCGGGAGCUGGUGAGCAUGUGCAUAUACCCCGACCCAGAUCAAAGGCCUGACAUCAGUUACGUGCACCAAAUAGCCAAACAAAUGCACGUGUGGACCUCGAGCACAUGAGCGCCGCGGCCGCGCAGAGCCAGCACAGCUCAGUCUUACUUGAAUUCUUUUUCUCAGCUGAAAGCGACUGGUGCCAGGUCACACAGGUGGGAGGUUGAGCACUCACAGCAGAGGCUCCAUCAUUUGCAGGUUAUUUGAUAAGGACUCUUACAGGUGGUCGUGCUUUAACGUGAAGAUUCUGUGAGGUAUUGCAAGUGAUUCUUUUUAUUUUUUAUUUUUGAGGCCAAUAAUGUUAUGGAUGUAGAUCAUUUAAGGGUCCUUUCUUAAAACUGUCGUGUGUAAUCUAGGAUAGCCGCUAUUACUGAGGGCUCGGCCUUUGCCAGACCUUCUCUCUUAACUGUAAUGUGAAAUAUUGAAAUAAUUCCUUCAGUGAAAUCACUUUAUACUAAUGUAAGAAUUACCAUAGAUUUUGUGUAAUUUGUAUAACUGCUACUUUGCCUCUUCUGCAAAUGGUUAAUAGGAAAUUCAGUUUUUACUUGGUAUAUUUUAAAGUAGUCAUUUAUGUUUUUAUUAAUUUCCUCCUCUUCAGACUUAGGAACUGGGACAGGUUGGGGGGUGGGAAACACUUUUGUUUCAUGAUUUCUUUUUUUUUUUUUUUAAUUGAAAGAGUAUUUUGCUGAUGCAUUUCUCUGUCAGAGAUGAGUUAAACAUGAGCCUGGGGAAAAGAAGACAAACAAGCCAAGCAAACCCCAACCAGCCUUGCUCCUGCAGAGAAUUGCUCCUUACCCUCAUUUUUCCCUUUUGGAAUGGUUCUUCUUCACCUCCAGGUUCUUGUUUAAAACCAGUGUUUAUCAAAGCCAACUCAGUUUUGGUGCAGAGACUUUUACAUGUUCCAUAGUACGUUGGGUACUACCAGUGGAACUUCAGCAGUGUUUUAAACACUUGGAAAAUUUUUUAAAAAUAAAUGAAAUGCUUUGUGUAUGAAAUUCUGCAUAGGAUCAGCCCCUUCUCUCAAACUGUGAAAGCUCACUACAGAAUGUGAAUGUUUAUAAAAUCUCAGCCUGAUCUGAAGGAGUCAUCGUCUUUAACUGCAUGAAAAUUGUCAACCAGCUAAAUUCAUUCAUUGAAUCAAUGAUUUGUUUCAUUACUGUCAAUGGAAAUACUCACUGCUUUAGGAACAGCCGUGGAUUCACGUUCCAGUGUCUCCAUUCCAUGUGCCUGUCGGGAGGAGCAGGGCUGCACUCGGUGCUCCAGAGGAAAUCCCUCAGCCUGUGCUGCUCCAGUGCCGCUUCCACAUGUGACAGGGGCUCGUGCCAAUGUAUAGAUUUGUGUGUGACAGUUCAAAUGCAGCCUGUGCCUGUUUUUUUUUCUUAAGGAAAGCUUACAAUCCUUAAAUUUUUUUGAACUAAGAUUAGGGUUAGAGGGUUACAUACAUAUAUAUGCUUUUAGUGGAUUUUUUUAACCUACUUUUCUCUACUUUAAGGAAAACUGCAGUGCCAUCUUCCAACUACUUCCUCUCAAAUUUGGGAAUAAUUUUAUGGGAUACCAAGAAAAGCCAUUAAUUGCUGUGAAUAUGGUUGGUAUCAUUAAUGCAAGGUGCCAUUUUACUGAGGCUUCUCAGCAGAAAGUUGAGGCUGCUGCUCACAGGAGAGAUGUGGGAAAUUCAAAUCAGCAGGAGAACAUUGUGGAGGCACCAAAUGGCUCCCACCAUUCCCAUGCCAACCAGCUUGGUUAUUUAUACCAGCUUCUUUAGCACUUCCCAGAGUUCAGCCUGAACCCCCUCUGGUUCUACUGCAGCUUUCCUUGGAGCCAUGGCUUCCAGGGAAGCUCAGCUCAAAAAUGAGUAUCUGGAGAAGUCUGGUCACUUUCUUGCUACAUAAAAUUUCUUAGUGCUUAUACAGAAAUGUAUUUCAAAAAGUAAUUUUUUUGCAAUUGUGCAUUUUUAAAUAAAUAAAAAAAAUAUUUCCAAAAUAAACACCUUUGUUUAAAAAACAAAAAAGUCCAGUGUUAAAGGUCCAAGUGGAGGUGAGUUACAAGACCAUCAGACUUGAAAUGAUGCUGGAUCUGCCCUGUAUCCUGUCUGUAUCUACAGCAAACAGGGAAGCAAUAACAUCAACAUCCCCUGAUGACCCUGAUGAUACCCUGCACUGAGGUAGCAGGACACCAGUGUCUGUUGGAGGGCAAGGUCAGCAAUUCAGAACCACCAAUGCUCACUGUUUUCUUACAUUCUAUUAAAUUAAAACCUAUCAAAUUAGA